AUGAAUUUUAUAUCAUGGAAAUUUACUGUAUUAAUAAAAGAAAAUGCAACAAUAAAUAAUUUAGCAAGGUAUGAUCAACAAAUACCAAUAAUAUUCCUUGCUGACGGAACAACUUAUUAUGAUGCAACGACGAUACCAAAUGAAAAUCAUAAUCAAAUUGAAUUAAGAGAAGAUGAAUAUCUUGUUAGUCCAGUAUCUUCAGGUUUAUAUGAAGGAAAAGUAAGAAUCGUUUAUGAUCCAAUUACUUAUCAAUUAGAACCUGAAUAA
Molecule: messenger RNA, 267 nt
Organism: Rotaria sp. Silwood1
Lineage: Eukaryota; Metazoa; Rotifera; Eurotatoria; Philodinida; Philodinidae
Source: the annotation of a GenBank genome assembly